AUGAGCACCAUGACUUCCACAUUGCGCCUUACGCGAAUAUUUGACCGCGUAGUUGAGCGGCAGAAACCACUACUGCCUUGGCCAGACCCGGAGGAAUCUAUUGGAGYAUUCUAUCGAACUCUUGGCCGCUAUCAGUGCUGGGAGAUGCGAGGCAGAGCUCGUCAACUAUACCUGAGUCUUGCAAACGACAUCAAAGGCCACCUGGAACGCCAUGGCGAUAUUGUUUCGGCAACGGUCAUCUGGUCGGCCUACAUGAUUGGCAAGUCAAAACAAUGCGCCAAUCCUACCGUGUUCUUUUGCAGCAAAGAUCCCAAGGCACGGCGAGCAGUACGGAAUGAAAUUGAUGGCAGUGGAAUUCUUGAAUCAUACUCUGGAUUCCGGACAGGAGACUGCACAAGACCACCGCAUUUGGGUCAAUUGAGACAGCUUGCUGUUGGCGAUGACGAAGUCACAGGCCUUUGUUCGGAAGGCUCAAACACGGACUGCCAUGUUGAUGUUGGCCGUCGGAUCCGAAUUCAAUCAAAAGAUUCCACCGUCCCACUAACACCUGCCACCAUAGGAGCCAUCUUGGAGUCGGGCGACUCACUCUACUUCACCACAGCAGCUCAUGCUUUUGCAGAACUUGAUGCCGAUCCGUUUGAGUGUGAGAGUCCAAUGGACUCAGCAUUCGAAUGGGACUUUGACGGCGAGCACGACGGAAUCCUGGCAGAGGACGCACGGCAGACUGCAGCUUAUGUCGUCCCAGAACCAGGUUCGGUCGAUUGGGUCUCGAAACAGCCCACACAAGACACAAAUGAGCCAAUCUACCAAUCAAAAGACGUCCGAUUCUCCUCUGCCGACAACCCAAGACCGGACUCACACUUGGACUACUGUCUAGUUGAGUUCAAGCAAGAGUUCUCUGAGCUUGAGAGUGGUGCUCAAUACUAUACUGCACUGCCAAAAGACGUGAAUCGCGAAGGACCCGCACAAGGAGACGUCUUAGUCUACACUGGCUCUGGACGGGCCGAUAAUGGGGUACUAUCUGGAACUCCAUCCUUUGUGAUGUUGGAAGGUGGUCGAUUCUCCCAGGAGCUAUGGACUAUACAUCUAGAUGGUACACUUGAGAACGGGGAUUGCGGCUCGAUUGUAAUCAACGCCUUGAGCGGGAACCUCGAAGGUCAUAUCAUAGCUGGAGACCCUGAGACAGGAUCUGCUCUGAUUGUUCCAGCAUAUCAGAUGCUAGAAGACAUUCAGCUGAGAUUUGACAGCAACAUUCUUCUCUUUCAGACGAAGCAGUGCGUCGAUCUUCAGCGUCCGGUUACGGAGGAAGAAAUCACAGCAGAAGAUUGCUUAGACGCUUCGGAGAGCUUGCAUUAUGAUGGAACGGGGACUGACUGGACUGCUGAAAUCACCAGACGAUUUCGUCGAAUGCUUUCCGAACAACGCAUGGAGAGGUUGAGAUUAAUCAGACGAGGGACGCUCCCGCGACGUUCACAGGCCGCCACAGACCUCAGUAAAGGGACUCGUGAAGACUCAACCCAGGACCAUCCCACAGCUUCAGAUACUUCAAACUUGAUGGCCGAACAAGAUGAGGUACGGUUUUCACAAACUGUCGCAGCAUCCAGCAAGGCGUCCCUUGGAGACUCAAAUCAGRACCAUCUCACAGACUCAUUUGAUCUACACUCGGUGAUAAGUAGAGAAGAAGAAGAAGAAGAAGAAGAAGAAGAAGAAGAAGAAGAAGUAAAGUUUGAACGUGCCCUCAAUACUUUUGGAAAGGCGCCGCUUGGAGACUCAAAUGAGGACCGUCCGACGAAUGCACCUCCUCCGUACCAUAUGCUUUGCCUCCGCAACAUACCCCGCGAUCCCAUGCCUCCCAGCGAGCCAAAGACUCUGCGAUUCCGAAGCCUUCUGAUGUCGCUAUCGGAAAUGCCCUGCAGAUGGGAAAACCUUGAACUAUUGGAUGAGGCCCUCACUGCGGUUCCUCUGCAACGCAUUCACGAUGAAGCGCAAGAGGAAUUUGACAUAUUCGUCGCCGAAGCAGAGUCUCUUGGGGAGGGCAAGCAGGAAUGCUGGGGCUACCAGGAUUGCGUGAUUAGGGCACUGCUGAGAUGGUUCAAAAGAGACUUUUUCGAAUGGGUGAACAAUCCAGAUUGCAGCACUUGUCUCGCAUCAACGGUCGCAAUGGGUAUUUGUGCGCCCAAUCGUGCCGAGCAAGCUCGUGGCUGCAACCAAGUUGAGCUGUAUCAAUGCAGCAAUUCUGAGUGUCUUUCGUGGGUACGCUUUCCCCGAUACAACGACGCCUUCGUACUACUCCAUACCACAAGAGGGCGGGUUGGCGAAUGGGCCAAUUGCUUCUCUAUGCUCUGCAGAGCUCUGGGAAGCAGAGUACGUUGGCUCUGGAAUGCAGAGGAUCACGUAUGGACCGAGGUAUACAGUCACCACCGGAAGAGAUGGAUCCACGUAGACGUCUGCGAAGAAGCAUGGGAUACACCACUGUUAUACACAAAAAAAUGGGGAAAGAAAAUGUCCUAUGUCAUAGCUUUCUCCUCCCAGGGCUGCUACGAUGUGACGAGGCGAUAUGUUCGCGACUCUGACAGCAGUCUCCCGCGGAACAGGUGUUCUGAGGAGGCCCUAUGGCAUAUUAUUGGAGAAAUCACAGCUUUGAGGCGCCGCGAUAAGAGCGCUGAUGAAAUUCGGUGGUUGAAGGCUGAGGAUAAACGAGAGGAGCAGGAGCUACAACGGUAUGUUGUAGAGACACUGGUUACUAACAUGCUGAAGAGCGAUUCCCUCAAACAUAGUGCGGGCGAGAAGGAUGCUGUUUCAUCGACGAGUGAUAAGUCGACGGCGACAGUAGUUCGUCGGGGUCGGAGCUCACGAUACGGUUUAGAGUAG
Molecule: messenger RNA, 2871 nt
Organism: Ramularia collo-cygni
Lineage: Eukaryota; Fungi; Ascomycota; Dothideomycetes; Mycosphaerellales; Mycosphaerellaceae
Exons: 3
Coding region: 1-2871 (956 amino acids)
Biological process (GO): glycoprotein catabolic process; protein deglycosylation; protein quality control for misfolded or incompletely synthesized proteins
Cellular component (GO): nucleus; cytosol
Molecular function (GO): peptide-N4-(N-acetyl-beta-glucosaminyl)asparagine amidase activity
Source: RefSeq, a predicted model, not a curated record